Messenger RNA from Scleropages formosus (Asian bonytongue), 5486 nucleotides. RefSeq names its product transcriptional activator GLI3-like. The transcript has 16 exons. NCBI's taxonomy places the organism in Eukaryota, Metazoa, Chordata, Actinopteri, Osteoglossiformes, Osteoglossidae. Gene Ontology annotation, cellular component: nucleus. Gene Ontology annotation, biological process: regulation of transcription by RNA polymerase II; smoothened signaling pathway. Gene Ontology annotation, molecular function: DNA-binding transcription factor activity, RNA polymerase II-specific; RNA polymerase II cis-regulatory region sequence-specific DNA binding. The record is from RefSeq and is a predicted model, not a curated record. Bases 403 to 4884 code for a protein of 1493 amino acids.
UGGAGGUCCACAUUUCUUCUCCUCCUUCUCCACCUCCUCCAGCAAAGUCCGUGCCGAGCGCCGCACCGCCGUUCCCGAGAGCAGCAAGGCAGGUCGCGCGGGCCGGUUUCCCUCCCUGCACCUCGUGCCCCUCGCGCGCCCCGUCGCCGCGGCACGUGCGCGCGGCAGCCGCGCGCUCGUCCGGCGCUCGCGCCCUGUCCGAGCGGCGGGAACCAGGGAGGAGGAGCGGGACAGCUCGAGACUGAGCACUUUUUUUUCCUGGGGAAAGUUUGGCAGAGAGACUGAGAGAGGAGCGCUGCGCGGGGCUGCCGGAGCUCCGAGGGCGACCAGGAAGAGAGAGGGAAAGUCGAGAGAGCAACGCGUCUCUGAGGCAGAUGUGUCCCUGACGAGUGUCAAGCUGCCAUGGAAGCACGAUCCCAGGCCAGUUCUGCCGCUGAGAAGAAGAAGCGGGUGGAGAGCAUUGUGGCGACCAAGGGCUCCUCGAGUCGCACUGAUGUCAGCGAGAAGGCUGUGGCCUCCAGCACCACGUCCAAUGAGGAUGAAAGCGCGGCCCUGCUGUACCACAGAGAGCGACGCAACGCCAUCGGUGCAGGCUCCGCUGCCGGCAAGGUGAGCGAAGAGCCGUCCACGUCCACCGAGGAGCGACCCUCGUUGGUGAAGAAGGAGGCUCACGGAUCGCUGCCCCAGCUGGCUGACCAGGCACUUCCAUAUCGUGGCACUUUGUUCACCAUGGACCCCCGCAAUGGCUACCUGGACUCCCACUACACAUCUCCGCCAUUUCUCCCAGCCUUCCAUCCUCCAGUACCCAUAGAUGACCGCCACACCCAGGGGCGCUACAUCUACGAGCCAUCCCCUGUACCCCCGCUGCACAUACCUCCCACUCUCGCAGGAAGCUCCGCCUUUUCAGACCUCUCUCUCCUGAGGAUCUCUCCCCACCGGAGUCCGACAGUGGGAGCCGAGUCGCCCUUCAACCACCCACACCCCUACAUUAGCCCCUACAUGGAGUACAUUCGCUCCCUGCACAGCAGCCCCUCGCUGUCCAUGAUCUCUGCAGCCCGUGGACUCAGCCCAGCUGAUGCCCCACAUCCUGGUGUGACCGCUGCAGAGUACUACCACCACAUGGCACUGUUGGCAGGUCACCGCAGCCCGUAUGCGGACCUCAUCCCCUCUGUACCCUCCUCGGCGACCAGCGCCCUUCACAUGGAGUACUUGCAGGCUAUGGAGGGUUCUCGCUUUCCCAGCCCCCGACUGGCAGGUCGUCCCAGCCGCAAGAGGGCGCUGCCCAGCUCACCACUGUCAGACCACAGUUUUGACCUCCAGACUGUAAUCCGCACCUCACCCAACUCGCUGGUCACCGUUCUCAACAACUCGCGAUCGAGCUCCUCCACAAACGGCUCCUACGGCCACCUGUCUGCUGGAACCAUCAGCCCAGCGCUGAGCUUCGCCUACCCCCCAACACCGGUGGCGCUGCAAAUGCACCAGCAGCUCAUCGGCCGGCAGCCCGGGAUAGCGGCUUCGGCCUUUGGCCACAGUCCACCCCUCAUCCACCCGAGCCCCGCCUUUCCCACCCAGCGGCCAGUCCCCACCAUGGUGCCAACUGCGCUGGCGAACACGGAGCGUGGCACGGCCUCCACUGAAUCCUCUCAGCAGGGAAAGCCCACCAGUGAGUCUGCGGUGAGCAGCACAGGAGACCCUUUGCACCAUAAGCGCUCCAAGGUGAAGCCUGAUGAGGAGGCGGCCAGCCCCGGUGCAGGUUGCGAGCAGGAACAGGCCGAAGGCAUGACGUCGGUGAAGGAGGAAGACAAAGAUGAGGGACGUCAGGAGCCAGAGGCUGUGUACGAGACCAGCUGCCAGUGGGAGGGCUGUUGCAGGGAGUUUGACACUCAGGAGCAGCUGGUGCACCACAUCAACAAUGAGCACAUCCAUGGGGAGAAGAAGGAGUUUGUGUGUCGCUGGGAGGAGUGUUCACGUGAACAGAAGCCCUUCAAGGCCCAGUACAUGCUGGUGGUCCACAUGCGGCGGCACACGGGAGAGAAGCCACACAAGUGCACAUUCGAGGGCUGUGUAAAGGCCUACUCACGCCUGGAGAACCUGAAGACCCACCUACGCUCCCACACUGGAGAGAAACCCUAUGUCUGUGAGCACGAGGGCUGCAACAAGGCAUUCUCCAACGCCUCGGACCGAGCCAAGCACCAGAACCGCACGCACUCCAACGAGAAACCGUACGUGUGCAAGAUCCCGGGUUGCACUAAGCGCUACACGGACCCCAGCUCACUGCGCAAGCAUGUCAAGACUGUUCACGGGCCCGAAGCCCAUGUCACCAAGAAGCAACGGGGAGAUGUACACCCCCGGCCCCCGCCACAGCCCCGGGACCCUGCCAACUACAGCCAGGGCCGACCACCGGGAGUACUGCCCCUCGGGGGGCUCGCUGACCAGGGGGGCUACAACCACACUACCUCAAAGCAGGAUGGGUUCUCUAGAUCCAUAAAGACAGAGAAGCCUAUGCCGUCUCAGUCAAGCCCUGGCGGUCAGUCUACAUGCAGCAGUGACCAGUCCCCCCUCAGUGGCCAUUUCAGCGGUGGAGUCCGGCUUGCUGUGAGCGGGGGUGGGCUGAUCGUGGCAGAAGAGGAGGAGGACGAGGAUGAGCAGGAUGAGCAGCAGCAUGAGGAAGGGGUUGCCCCCGUCAUGGACUCUACUGUAUCCACAGCCACACUGACUCUGCAGGCACGGCGGAGUGUGGCCCCACCCCGCUGGGUGGAGCACAUCAAGAUGCAGAAGCUGAAACAGGUGAACGGCAUCCUGCCCCGGCUGUGCCCCACGGCAGUCCCCAAGGGCCCCACGCUGCCUUCCAUCACGGGAAACGGCUCGUACCAGGGCAGGAGUAGCUGCGAGGGCGUGUCCCUGUGCCCAGAGCUAUCCGGUGUGGACAUGACAGUGCUGAGCCUGUUGAAGGAGCGGCGGGACAGCGAGGGAAGUGCAACCAGCUCUGCGUACCUGAGCUCCAGCCGCCGCUCCUCUGGCAUCUCCCCCUGCUUCUCCAGCCGCCGCUCCAGCCAGGCCUCACAGCCAGAGACCAGCCUGCUCCGCCGGCGCCAUAACCUCAGCGCUACCGACUCGUACGACCCCAUCUCCACUGAUGCCUCCCGCCGCUCCAGCGAGGCCAGCCAAUGCGGCGGGCCCACCUGUGGGGGUUCUGGGGGCGGGCUCAACCUCACCCCAGCGCAACACUACCGCCUGAAGGCCAAAUAUGCAGCUGCCACUGGGGGGGCUCCUCCCACACCACUGCCCAACAUGGAACGUGUGAGCCUGAGGACCCACAUAGACGUGACGGCCAGGGGUCAGGGUGGCAGCAAUCAUGUGCUGCCCCCAUUGGCGGGGACCCGCCACUGCAGCAACAGCCGCUCCAGUGGGUAUGGAGGCUACAGCCGCACAGCGGCUUUCCUGCACGAGGGGCCAGCAAACGCUGAGAGGAGGGCCAGCGACCCGGUGCGGACGCACAACUCAGACCCUGUCAGCCUGCCCAGGGUUCAACGCUUCAACAGCCUCAACAACAUGAACUGCUUUCCUCUGGUUUCUGGCCCCACCCGCUCUGAGGGGGGAGGCUUAACCCUUCCGGGCUAUACGUGUUCCACCGGGAACUAUCGACAUGGCCUGUCACCGCCCUGUCCCCCAGGGGUUCGGGAGAACGCUGCUAUGGGGGCCCUGGCUGUGGAAGGGAGUGCUGGGAGCCUCCUGCUGGGUGAGGAAGACAUGCUGCCAGAUGAUGUGGCCCAGUACCUCCGCUUACAAGGCCUGGAUGGAGCACACCCAGCGGGCUCCGGCAACACACAGCCAGGGAACCUCUCCACGAACGCACAUCUCUCCGGAAACAGUCUCCCCGGCGAUAUGUACCAAAACUCAAAUCAGAGGCUCCAGGAGCAGGACAAGCUGCCUGUCCAGUGGAAUGAGGUGAGCUCCGGCAGUGCCGACCGGUCGCCCCAGGCGCAGCAGCAGCAGAAGUACCGGCGAUGGCCAACCCACGGACAGAGCACCACUCGACCCUUUGGCAGGUUUGGCAACAUGACGCUCCAGCAGCAGCAGCAGCUUUCUUCUGAGGCCUCAGACAUCCAGGGUGGACACGUGCCGCAGCAGAGCAGUUUUCACAGAGACCUGGGGAGUGACUGCCUGUAUAGUGGGUCUAUGGUUAGGACAGGACAGCGGGACCCCUAUGGGGCGAAUCUCUGGAAAAUGGAGGACAGUGCUUAUUCACAGAUGCAGAGGAGCGCCCUCCCAUCGGUGCAAGAGCUAACCUUGGAGGAUUCGCAGCUCUGUCUGCCCUCUGGCUUCCUGCAGAACCCGCCUUCGUGCCGGAUGGUAGGAAGGGUGGGCGAGCCCGUCAAACCCGAAAUGCAGGAGCACCUCCAGGCUAACUCCUGUGCCUUGUCCCAGCCACAGCCAGCUUUGCUCAACCAGGGUUUUGAGGAUCAAGGCAUAGACCUCCUCCACUUGCCUGACAUCAAGCCGCCCUGCUUCCCAGACCCAGAAGAUGACUGCCUCCUUGCUCAUACAGCAACGGGGCCUCGAGGGAAGGACCCCUCCACCCUACCAUCUCCGGGGGUGGACCAGGUGACCAGCACGAGCAUGGAUGUCACCGUUGGCAGUCUUGACAAUGUCAUGCUGGACUUUGAUGCCAUCCUGGAGGAGGAAAACGACCACGCCAGCCUCAUCUCUGGGGUCUUCAGUCCUGGCUUGUUUCAGAACUCGUCUCGUCUCACCACGGCCCACACAUCCUCUGGGCCAUUCCACAGCAUCCCGGCAGGAGUCAACAACAUGGCCAUUGGGGACAUGAGCUCCCUGCUGACCAGCCUCGCGGAGGAGAGCAGGUUUUUGGCCAUCAUGCAGUAGCUCAUGGAAAGGAGGAAACAAAACUCGGCACUUAAUGAUCUGAGAAGCAAGGGAACAGAUAGAAAAAAAAAACUUCUGGAGGUGUAAAUCCAGAAAAGGACAGCUCUUUUUUUUUUCUCUGCCUCCCAUCGAGACACAGCUGGCUAAUGCUUGGAAGAGCUUCCAUCCAAGAGCGACUAACGUGAACCAACCAACUGGUCAGGCAAGUGUGUUCUGUGGCACAAGCUGUGUUCAUAUUUUCUUUUUAUUAAAUAAAAGUCACUGAACUCAGGGCUUCCUGUAUGCCAAACUACCGUUGGUAAGUAUGAAAUAUUUCCUGAAAUGUUUCCAAAAGUUGUUCAGUAUUUUGCCUCAACCAGUGGAUUUUCUCUGUUGGGAAAUGUCAGUGAAACCUGCUCUUAGAACUUGUUCUGUGGGGGGGAAAAGCUCAGUUGCAAGGUCCUCGUCUUCGUUUUGGCACCUGUACAUUUGUACAUUGAUAUGAUGCAAUGUCUUUUAUUUCCGGGAUCCGUGGACUCAGGUCCUGGUCCAGGCAGAUGGCUCUGUAUCAGGGCCCACGUAGGGAUGUCAGCAGAACCACUUAGCUUUUUUUUUAUAUCGGA